Messenger RNA from Sphaeroforma arctica JP610, 606 nucleotides. RefSeq lists its product as hypothetical. Gene Ontology annotation, cellular component: mitochondrion. The transcript is spliced from 4 exons. Lineage: Eukaryota; Ichthyosporea; Ichthyophonida. Bases 1 to 606 code for a protein of 201 amino acids. The record is from RefSeq and is a predicted model, not a curated record.
AUGAGUCUAGCAGGUAUAGCAAUUGGUGCCAGAAGGUGCAUGCUGCCCACCAUAUCUGCAUGUCGGGGGUAUGCAACAUCCUCACAGAAAGGUCUGAAUCAAAACAACGUUAAGAGUCACCUAUCACUAACCACUUCAGCAAGGUUUACCAAAUCGCAUUUUGCGGGAGUGGCUGGUCUUGUAAGUGCGUUGGUUGGAUGGCGACUAUUCAGUAUAGCAGCUCAUGCCGAGGCGCCUUUCAAGGGGGAAUCGGAGACAAAGGCCGAACCCGAGAUCAUCCUGUAUCAAUAUGACCCGUGCCCGUUCUGUAACAAAGUACGAGCGUAUAUGGACUAUCACAAUAUUGAGUACAAGGUUGUGGAAGUCAAUCCUAUGGGAAAGAAGGAAAUGGCUUUCACCGACUACAAAAAGGUGCCUCUUGCGAUGAUCAACGGGGAAGAAGUGCGCGAUUCAGUCCGAAUUAUCGAUUACUUACAGAAUCAACGAAAGGAUCUAGGCAAGACUACCGUUCAAAGGUUCGUUUGUAUCUCAGUAUGGUGCUUGGUUACGAACUGUACGCUGCGUGAACACUGCUUUACUUCUCAUCCAACAGACUACUGCUAUUGA